AUGAAGUUCUCUGCUACUGCCAUCAUUGCCGCUGCUGCUUCCAUCGUCGCUGCUGCUCCAGCUCCAACCACUACUGAGGUUCCAACUGCUGUCGAGAGCGCCUUCGGUGUUCCAACUGAAGCCAUCAUCGGUCAAUUUUCCUUCGACUCUGAUGAGUACCCAUUGCUUACCACUUACGGUGACCGUCGCUACGUCAUCUUGCUCAACUCCACCAUCAUGGAGGAGGCCUACGCUUCUCUCUCUGACGACAAGACCAAGAGAGACGCUGAAGCUGGCUGGGGCUGGUUAAGAUUUAUGCCAGGCGAGCCAUUCGUCAAGCGUGAUGCUGAGGCUGAAGCCGGCUGGGGCUGGUUGAGAUUCAUGCCUGGCGAACCUUUCGUGAAGAGAGACGCCGAAGCCGACGCCGAGGCCGGUUGGGGUUGGUUGAGAUUUAUGCCAGGUGAGCCAUUUGUCAAGAGAGAUGCCGACGCUGAAGCCGGUUGGGGCUGGUUGAGAUUCAUGCCAGGUGAGCCAUUUGUUAAGAGAGACGCUGAGGCUGAUGCUGAGGCUGGCUGGGGCUGGUUGAGAUUCAUGCCAGGUGAGCCAUUCGUCAAGAGAGAGGUUGCUGCUGACCUUGAGGGUUAA
Molecule: messenger RNA, 624 nt
Organism: Candidozyma haemuli
Lineage: Eukaryota; Fungi; Ascomycota; Pichiomycetes; Serinales; Metschnikowiaceae
Gene: MFALPHA
Product: mating pheromone alpha
Exons: 1
Coding region: 1-624 (207 amino acids)
Biological process (GO): mating
Cellular component (GO): extracellular region
Molecular function (GO): mating pheromone activity
Source: RefSeq, a predicted model, not a curated record